Messenger RNA from Abrus precatorius (Indian licorice), 883 nucleotides. RefSeq names its product putative rRNA methyltransferase YqxC. Gene Ontology annotation, biological process: methylation. Lineage: Eukaryota; Viridiplantae; Streptophyta; Magnoliopsida; Fabales; Fabaceae. Gene Ontology annotation, molecular function: methyltransferase activity. The record is from RefSeq and is a predicted model, not a curated record.
UGAGAUGCGGCAAUGCUCAAAUUCCAACUUCCUUCAGGAGCUACUCUACUGCAAAAUCAGAGAAGGUUUUGCCAGUAAAGAAGAAAAAGCGGCUGGAUGAAAUAUGUCUUGAAAAAUAUCAGCAAUAUAGUAGAUCAGUCAUCCAAUCAUGGAUUUUGCAAGGCAAAGUAUAUGUGAACGGGAAGGUGAUAAUAAAGCUGGUAGCCCUGUGCCUGAAAAAGCUGUUGUGGAGAUAAUGGCUGAUGUUCCCAAAUAUGUAUGUAGAGCUGGACAUAAGUUAGAAGCUGCUAUUGAACAGCUUGGUGUUGAUGUUACCAGUAAAGUAGCUCUUGAUUCUGGGCUGUCAACUGGAGGAUUUACUGACUGCUUACUUCAGUACGGAGCAUCAUUUGUUUAUGGAGUUGACGUAGGUUAUGGACAGGUAGCUGACAAAAUUCGAAGAGAUGAUCGUGUAUCAGUGAUCGAACGGACAAAUUUAAGAUAUCUUGCUGGACUCCCACAAAAUGUUGAUUUGGUGACCUUAGACCUCUCAUUCAUCUCUAUUCUCACGGUCAUGCCUGCUGUGGUCAAUGUUAUGAAGGAAAAUGCAGCAUUAGUGACUUUGGUUAAACCACAAUUUGAAGCUCGUAGAUCUCAAGUAGGAAAAGGAGGGAUAGUGAAAGAUCCCAUUGUCCAUCAAGAGGUCCGCGAGAAGAUUAUAAAGGGAGUAGAGAAUUUUGGUUUCUGCUGUAAAGGUUGGAUUGAGUCUCCUCUGAAAGGUGCCGAGGGUAAUACAGAAUUCCUUGUUCACUUCAACAGAACCAUAGUAAAGGUUCCUGACAAAUCUUGAGGAAUUUAUAGGAUUUAUAGGAUUUAUACUUAAUGCAUUUCUUCAAUCUUCGAG